Molecule: messenger RNA, 1431 nt
Organism: Candida tropicalis MYA-3404
Lineage: Eukaryota; Fungi; Ascomycota; Pichiomycetes; Serinales; Debaryomycetaceae
Gene: GCD1
Product: translation initiation factor eIF2B subunit gamma
Exons: 1
Coding region: 1-1431 (476 amino acids)
Biological process (GO): biosynthetic process; cytoplasmic translational initiation
Cellular component (GO): eukaryotic translation initiation factor 2B complex; guanyl-nucleotide exchange factor complex
Molecular function (GO): translation initiation factor activity; guanyl-nucleotide exchange factor activity
Source: RefSeq, a predicted model, not a curated record
AUGGAAUUCACUGCUAUCGUUGUGUGUGGGAAGGGUAAAGCCUUGUCACCUUUUUCUCAAAUUCGUUCCACAGGGAUCCCAAAAGCAUUGUUACCAAUUGCAAACAAACCAAUGGUACACUAUGUCUUGGAUUGGUGUUUGAAAGCUAAUUUUGCCAAAGUAAUUGUCCUUGCGGAUGAAGAUGAAAAUGAUAACAAAUUAAUACAAGCUUCAGUUACUAAAUUUCAAGAAGAAUACGAAAAGAAAGAAAACAGACCAGCCCAAGUGAACGUCAUUGGAUAUAACUGUGAUAACAAUGGAUCUAUCUUACACUACUUGUACAAAAUAUACAACGAUGAAGAACAAUCAAAUGCAUUGAACAAGAACUUUAUUAUUUUACCAUGUGAUAUGAUCACCAACUUACCACCACAAGUCAUUAUUGAAGCUUAUAGAAACAAACAAGAGACAGAUUUGGGGUUGUUGAUUGCUUAUAAGAAUCAAUUGGAUAUUGAAGAUAAAAAGGGUAAGAUUUUCCCACGUAAUUAUACUAUUUACAGUGACAAUGAUGCAUCUGGAAAUAACGGCCCAGUUCUUUUGGAUAUGUAUAACACACAAGAUAUUGAGUUUCAUCAAGCUUUGACAAUCAGAACCCAAAUGUGUUGGAGAUAUCCUGCAGCUACCAUCAGUAAUACAUUAUUAAAUAGUGGAAUAUUUAUUGGAUCAUGUAAAGAAAUUUUUGAUAUAUUCCAGGCACAAAAGGAAAGGUUCACUGAAUCAUAUUUUGCCAAAAGAUCGUUACUCAAGAUAGUUCGUGAUUUAUCAAGAAGAUCAUGGAGACAUGCAACUGCUCAAGAAAAUAUCGGCUUAUUCAUAGUACCUCAACAAGCCACUUUCUUCAGAUGUAAUAACUUACCAGUGUUGAUGGAAGCCAAUAGAUAUUUCAUGAAAUUACAGGCCAUGAACAAAUCUGCAUCCCUGCUGGUUAAACAAGAUAAACAAUCCGGUGCACAUGUGGGUAAUGAUUCAUUAGUUGGAGAAAGCACUGAAUUAGGAGAAAAGACCAACGUCAAAAAGAGUGUCAUUGGUUCAAAUUGUAAGAUUGGUAGAAAGAAUAAGAUUACUGGUUGUUUGAUUUUAGAUAAUGUUGUAAUUGGUGACGAUGUAACAUUGGAGAACUGUAUCAUUGGCCAUGAUGUUAUAAUACAAGCCAAAUCUAAAUUGACAAACUGUAAUGUUGAAAGUACUAAUGAAGUGGUUAGUGGUACUCAAACAAAGAACACCAACUUGUUGUGCUUGACCUUGGAAGGUUUAGUUGAAGGUGAAGAAGUAAUUGACAGCAGUGAAGAAAUUGAUGACGACGACAGUGAUGAGGAUGAAAGCUACGAUGAUGAGGAUGAAAGUGAAUUUGAAGACGAAUAUACUGGUAAUGAAGACGGUCUAUUUGCUUAUUAG